This is a messenger RNA of Triticum urartu, 1300 nucleotides long. RefSeq names its product protein HUA2-LIKE 1. The record is from RefSeq and is a predicted model, not a curated record. NCBI's taxonomy places the organism in Eukaryota, Viridiplantae, Streptophyta, Magnoliopsida, Poales, Poaceae.
UCCCUUUUUUUUGGGUGCCCCCGCAGGGUCUUGGGUCCUUUCGUGCCGCUCUGCGAGCUCCUAGGGUUUCGCCACGCCGCCGUUGGCAUGGCCGACUGGCCUCUCCCGUUCAACGGGGUGCGGCCGGACGCUGCGGAAGAAGGUCGCCUAGGGCCUCGCCGCCCAAUGGAUCCCGCCGCAAAGCAGGUCGCCCGAGGCAACAAAUGGACCAGAGAUCCACAGCUCGGGGACCUCGUCCUCGCCAAGGUCAAGGGUUACCCUUUCUGGCCAGCCAAGGUGAGCAGGCCGGAGGAUUGGAAUCAGGAGCCUGCUCCACGCAAGUUCUUUGUUCUCUUCUUCGGCACCAAAGAGAUUGCUUUUGUAGCUUUGCAUGAUCUCUUGCCAUUUACGGAAGAGGUGAUGAGUGACCUGGUAAAUAAAGCUCGAGAGAAACAAUUCCCGACAAGACAUGCGAAAGGUCUUGAAGAAGCCUUGGUGGAGGUACAGAUGGCCUACGAUGAACUCCCAAAAUCAUCUGAAACUUCCAAUGGUUUGUUUCCUAAUCGAACUCCUGAUCCGAUUGAAAAACCUACAAAGCCCCUUGUAAAGCCACCUGCUGAUGGCGGGACUCAAAAACUGGAACAGAUUGAUGAUUUCCAUGGGAGGUACCUGAGCCUCAAAAGAAAAGAGAGAGAUGUCCCAAAAUCAUCUGAAACUGCGAAUGGUUUGUUGCAUGAUCGAACUCCUGAUCCGACUGAAAAACCUACGGAGCCCCUUGUAAAGCAACCUGCUGAUGGUGGUACUCCAAAACUGGAACAAGCUGAUGAUUCCCAUGGGAGGUACCCGAGCCUCAAAAGAGAAAAGAGAGUUCGGUUUGCUGGCAUUGAGGAGAGGAACUUGGAGGAUCCCUAUGGCAUACCAAAAUGCAUUGCUGCGCUUGAAGGAUUGCCGGAUUUACAAAUGGAAGAUGUGCUAAAAGCAGCUGACCUCUUCACCGACAACAAGGGUAAUCGCGAAGUCUUCCUCUCUUUUUCAAGUAAUGCAUUACGGCUUGGCUGGGUAAGAAGGAAAAUUCAGAACGCCUCAUGAAAUGGCUAUGGAAAUAUGCCCCCUGGAGAAGACCUUUUGUAUGCGGUUCUAGACACUUGUGGUGCUAAACUAAUGCAAUGUUAGUGGUAGCAAAUUAGCAUCUUAGUGCUAAGGUGUAGGGCUAACUUUUGUGUGUAUGUAUCCCUGGGCAGGUGUGCUAGUACUAACGCAAUGUUAAGUAGCGCUUGAUCACAAAUCCUUUUAAUUUAAUUGAAUAUAACUAGUUGCAUCA